AACACCUUAAAUUCAAUGGAAACUUGGCGAGGCUUUGCGUGCACAGUGUAGCAGAAGCUUCUUUUCCUCGUCAAUCCGUGUUGAAGUCAUGACAAAGAUCCCAUUUUUUACCGAUCCGAACAAGCAGAACGGCCUCGUCGCGACGACCCUUGUUAUCUCUGUCGGAGUCGGAGUCUCUGGGAGUGUUUGAUUCGCUUGCGAGGACGGGGCGGGGUGCAUGGCGACGGCGGCGGCCGCCGGCACGGUGGUGCUGGUGGACGCGGCGCUGGCCCCGUACGAGCACCCGGACCUCCGGUGGCUCGUCCGGAAGCACGUCCUCGCCGUCCUCCAGGAGUUCCCCACCCUCUCGCCCUCCGUCGAUACCUACACCAGCGACGACGGCGCCUCCACCGUGCUGCUCAACGCGCGGGGCCCCCUCCCCGUCUCCCCCGCCCUGCCGCCGGUCCUCCUCACUGUGUGGCUUCCCAGGGAGUACCCCUACCGCCCGCCGCUCGUCUACGCGUUCCCCGCCGCGCCGUCGGCGUCGCUCGUCCCCGACCACCCCUUCGUCGACCACCGCACCGGCCGCGUCCACCGCACGCUGCCGUACCUCGAGGACUGGGCCGUGCCGCGCUCCAGCCUCGCCGGCCUCGUGCGGAGCCUCGUCGCGGCCUUGAGGAUGUGCCACCCGCUGACGGCCACCUUCGGCUUCGCCGACGCGACGACCGCCAGAGCGACGCCGGUGGAGGAGGAGCGGCGGCGCAUGCACGCGGUGCUGGUCGACGAGCUCGCCUCGAGACUGGGCAGGGACGCGGCGGCCUUCCGCGGCGGCGUCGACCGGGACAUCCAUGCCCUGUCCUCGCUGCAGGCCGGCCUCCGGGCACGGGGCGACGCCAUGGGCCGCGGCGUCCGCGGCCUGGAAGAGGAGAGGAUGCGGCUGGAGCGCGCCGUGACGGCCAGCCUCGCCCACCGCGGCGAGCUGCUGACCUGGCUGCGCACGGCGAGCCGCGCGCCCGAUCCGGGAGAGGCGCUGGCACCGCACGCGGCCGCGGGCGAUGCGGCGCGGUGGCUGGAGAGCAAGGCGUCGGAGCUCGCCGCGGACGACGCCAUGGACGCCCUUGGCCACGCGCUCGAGAACGGGGAGCUCAGCUUCCAGGAGUACAUCAAGCGCGUGAAGGUCCUCGCCAGGGAGCAGUUCUUCCAUUGCUAUGCAGCGUCCACGUCGAUGAACACCUAAUUAAUAAUCGAUUGCACUAGUUAAUAUCUUCAUUUAUUCGUUUAUUUGGCACAGAGUAGUGUACAUUCAACAGGUAUAUGGUUCCACUUUGUUUCUUUUUUGGUGGUUGAUCUUGUGUUCAACAAUUGCAAUUUUCCUUGGGAAAUCUACGUAC
Molecule: messenger RNA, 1370 nt
Organism: Panicum hallii
Lineage: Eukaryota; Viridiplantae; Streptophyta; Magnoliopsida; Poales; Poaceae
Product: protein ELC-like
Exons: 1
Coding region: 218-1216 (332 amino acids)
Biological process (GO): protein transport; endosome to lysosome transport; protein modification process
Cellular component (GO): ESCRT I complex
Molecular function (GO): ubiquitin binding
Source: RefSeq, a predicted model, not a curated record